AUGAUAUCCAAACAGCAGAUCCGGGUCUUUGCACGCAAGUUCACGAGUUCUGCUGCUGCGUGUGGGAUGAAGCAGCCUGGGAAGCCUGUUCUUGCAAGCAAGGAUGUGGUUAAGGGGAUGGACGCGCCGACAAAACAAGAGAUGUGGGGAUUAUUGUCUGAGAUAUUUGCACAAACUCGAAACACGCCCGAGGUACUUGCACGGUAUCACCGUCGGGCUCGGGAAUUACAUGCCAAGAAGAUUGCGGAAUCCAAAGCUCGGGGCUCAGAUCGGGUGGAUAGUACGAAAUUGGGGAAUAAUAGUGGGCUUUAUGUGACGAACGAACGGACAACAGGGUUUAGUUUGUACCAGGACCUACUUAAAGAUGAAGAGACAGAAGAGAGCAAGGUAAAAGAAAAAGAAGAAGAAGAAGAAGAAGAAGCAAGAUCUGCUAAGGCGGCUGGAUUUAGUAAAAAUAAACUACUAUUAUCGUUACUGGACUCUCCGCUGAAAACGUCAAAUACACUUUUUUGGCCCUGCGGGACUCUAUCGUUUUUGCCCUCAGACUUUAAACGCAUUUUACCUGGCCCCAUUCACUCUGGGUCUGAUUCUGGGUCUGGGUUUAUAUCCGAAAAUAAUGGUCCACAGGAACUGACUGCUGAGGAACUUGCUCAAGCAAGAGACUUUACAGUGGUACGGUCGCGCGACCCGGCCUCACUUGUUCGUUGGAUUGGUUACUAUUUAGAGUUCCCAACGCGCGAGGCUGCUGUGGCUUAUUACUGGGCUACACUUGGCGCUGAGUUAUGUGGGAUCCGUGUCAAUUUCCGGUUCGUUGACCCGUCUCAGGCCAGCAUCCACCCUCCAGCACUUUCUGCAAUUCCUGGUGUGUCCCGACGCAUGUGUGCACUGGUGGCUGGGCUACCACCACGAUAUUCUCCACAUACUAUGGCCCGGAUAUUAUGGGAUUAUGACUUGCUGCCGAGUGCACAGGAUGCUGUUGUCAAGUUAUCUGGAGAUGAAGCGCACUGUAGUGAGUCAAGUUGGCUUGUCCGGUUUACAAAUGAGGAUGAGCCGCGGCGGUUGGUGCGGGCAUACAACAACCGGUACUGGCCCAACACUACAAUGGUUCCAAAGAUUGAGGUUUUGGAUUAA
Molecule: messenger RNA, 1131 nt
Organism: Magnusiomyces paraingens
Lineage: Eukaryota; Fungi; Ascomycota; Dipodascomycetes; Dipodascales; Dipodascaceae
Exons: 1
Coding region: 1-1131 (376 amino acids)
Source: RefSeq, a predicted model, not a curated record